AAAAAUGGCAUCUCGAAGAAAAAUGGCAUCUCGAAUGGAUGAGAACCCUAGGAAAUUAUACUCUUUAAAGAAAAUUGAUCUCUUUCUCCUUCUCACUGCCGCUUCUUUCUCUCUAACUUAUCCUCUGCAACUGUUGAAGAUGGACAUUUAGUGUUCGAUGAAGAUGGAAAUUUAGAGCUGAUGUUGUUACAGUGAGUAUUAGUGGUAUGGUUCUUUUAUUGUUUCUGAAAGUUGCACCACAACAAUUUGUGUUUUCUGAAAUUUAGAGAUACGUUUCACGAAGAGCAAAAUGUAAAAUUGGAGACACAAAAAUGGCAGGAGACGUAAACAGUUUUGAAGACUUCAAUGGAGGUGGAGAUGGACCAAGUUGUUAGCUUCUGUUACUGCUGUUGUGGUGGUUUUGAAGAUGUUGUGGUGGUAAUGGGCCAAAUGCUUGUGGUGGUUUUAGAUGUUGUUGCUGCUGGUUUUGAAGAUGUUGAUGGAAGUGACAAUGGACCAAAUGGUUAUACUUUGGUUUCGAAGAUGGUCGUGGUUUUGAUGAUGUUGAUGGAGGUGGAAAUGAUAUUGCUAGUGGUGGUGGUGGUGGUUUUGAUGAUGCUGAUGGAGGUGGAAAUGAUAUUGCUAGUGGUGGUGGUGGUGGUGGUGGUUUUGAUGUUGAUGGAGGUGGAAAUGUUAUUGGUGCUAGUGUUGGUGGUUUUGAUGUUGGAGGUGGAAAUGUUGCUGCUUGUGGUUUUGAAGAGGCAAAAGACCCUGAACCAAACGAACUCUAUCCCGCUCUCGUUAUCGUCGUCGUCUUCCAAAUUAGGUUAGCUUGCUACUGAAGAGUCGAACUGUGCGAUCCACUGCAAAAUAGGUUAAAGAACGAUGGACCUGAAGGUGGGCAAUGAAGAUAAUAUUCUUUUUAUUAGUAUUCUAGUUCACGGGAUGUUGAGAAAGUUACAUGAUGUUAAGUUAAGCAAACAUCAAAAACAACAUGGGAAGAAAUUGGAGAGGAUGCUCUAUGUUGUCUUAGAUGUUGUGGAUAAUGAGACAUCUUUGGAGAAGAGGCUGAUGAAUUACCUGAGUUUGGAGAGGCGUAUUUAUGAUCACCUCGACGUGCCCGUGUAACAGGGUGGAAAGAGAAGCUGAAACCAGGGCAAUUAGGAUGUGGUUGAGAACCCUAAGGGUCACAUUGGACGAUAUCAAUGAUGCAUGUUAUAAUUCAGCACCAUCCAAGGAAGAAGGUAUAAACAAUCAUUCUUCAGAUUUUAUUGUUCAUAAUAUGAAUCCGAUGAUAGACAAAUUGGAUCAUCUUAUUGCUUGUAAGCCGGUACAUCCAGACACAAAAACAAUGAAAUUUUUUCAAAAGCUAAAAAAUGAUAAUUUUGUAGUUCAGAGGCUUAAUGAUGAGAAAUGUCUUAUAGAGUUAUUGUUAAAAGAACAAUCAAAAUCAUGUUUGGAAACACUUUGUGUUAUUCCAGUUCUGGGUGAUGCUGGUCUUGGUAAGACCACACUGGUCAAAUUUGUCAACAAUAAUGAUAGGGUGCAAGACCAUUUUGAUGUGAAAAUUUGGGUUUCAUUCUCUGAUUGCUACCCUGAUGGAGAGAAGUUUACUCAACAAUUGAUCGACUGUGCAAUUAUAAGUUUAAACGAGGAUGAGCGAAGGCAGUGGAAAGAGAAACUAAGGUCAAUGGUUAAAGGUAAAAUGAAAAAUCUGGAAUAUCUCCAGUUGAAGCUUAGUGUGUUGCUUCUAAUGAAGAAAUUUUUGCUCAUUCUAGAUGGUGUGUCUAAUGAGAUUUGCUGCGAGUGGCAUUUAUUAAGUACCCCUCUAACUAUGGGUGCAAAUGGUAGUAUGGUUUUGGUUACCACUCGAAGUACUGCUGUAUCUUCUGUGUUGGGGACAGUUCUUCCUUACUCUUUAGGACCUUUAAGUUACAAAAAUAGUUUGUCUUUAUUUAUACAUACAGCAUUUGGAAACAACCAAAGCGACACUCUUAACACUCCUUCAACAACAACAACAAUGUCUAACUGUUGUUUGGAGAUGGUGAAGUCAUUUCAAGGGCUUUUUAGUGUUGCAAGAGCAAUUGGACAUCGCUUAAGAUCAAACUUUGUUCACAAACUGAAGCAUGAUUUCAUCGAACAGGUAGACGGGUUUACUUCUCCUCUUCCUCCUUCAGAAUUGUCACGACUCUGUGAAGAACUUGUAAAGUUGUGUCGAGGGCUUCCUUCUAUUAUAGUGGCGUUUGGGAUUUUACUACGCUCUUCUUCGUCUAAUAGAAUGAAGUCAAAAUUCUUGGGCCGUUUUGAGUUUUACGAUAAAAAGAUUCAAAUUUCAUCAUCUCUGCUGUGGACAUAUCAUGGGUUUUCAUCCACACAUUUGAAACAAUGCUUUGUUUAUUGUGCAUUAUUCCCCAAAGGCUACAGAUUUGAGAAACACAAACUAGUGUUAUUGUGGAUGGCUGAAGGUUUCCUUCAACCUGAAUGUGGAAUGGGCAUGGAAGACUUGGGUUUUGCUUACUUCGACGAGCUUCUAGAGAAAUCCUUCUUGCACAUCGCGAAUGGGAGAUUCGUAUAUGAAGAUUUCCCAGUUUAUCAAAUGCCAGAUCAUGUUUAUGAUUUGGCAAAAUUUAUAUCUUCCCCUGGUGAUGGCUAUUUUAAGUGGCAUGACCUAGAAAAGAGGCUAUCAUCAUCUCACAAGACCUUCGAAUAUGCACACCAUUCAUCAUUGUGUUGUGCUACUGUUGAUGACCGGAGUUUUGAAGACCUUCACAAGUCCAAGGGUUUGCGCACACUUCUAAUCUGUAUGAGACAUGUUGAUCAGCACAUUAAUAGCAUUCCAUCGGAUAUAUCUCUAAACUUAUCACAGAUACGUGUUCUGGAUUUAGCUCGAGUUGGACUUUCGGAAUUUCCCAAUUCAAUCUGCCACUUGUCGCAGUUGAGGUUCCUCGAUCUCUCUUUCAAUUUUAUACAAUAUAUACCUGAGGGGAUAACUAUGCUUAAAAACCUCCAGACGUUAAGAAUUAAAAGUGAGGUUACAGAGUUGAAAUUCCCAAAAGACAUGGGGAGUCUAGUUAACCUGCGUAAUCUUGAUUUGGGGAUAGGUUAUACACCAUUUGUCAUGCCCCAAGGGAUUGCAAAAAUACCUAACCUUCAAGCACUUGGUGCGUUUGCUGUGGAUGAAAUGUACGGGAGGCUUGAAGUGUUGAGGGGAUUGGUUAAUCUUCGAGGAUCACUUGUUGUUCUGAAGCUUGAGAAUAUGUGGAAAUGCAAAGUAGAUAGUAUCAAAGACUGUUUGAUUGAUAAGAAAUGGAUUCACAAGCUAGAGCUUGUAUGGAAUUCCUGGCAAAGUGCUACAUUUGCAGCAGAUACACUUGCUAGGCUCGAACCUCACAAAAAUCUUAGAUAUUUAGUGGUCUACAGGUAUUCAGGGAUCAAAUUUCCAACUUGGGUAAGUGACCCAUCCUUCUCCAAUCUUGAGACUAUUCGGCUGGAUGCGUGCACAAACUGUGAGUUCCUUCCCCCUCUUGGACAACUUCCAUCACUGAAGUCUCUCCAUAUAGAUGGACCCAUGCAACAGUUACACCAAAUUGACAGUGAAUUUUGCGGCAAGGGCAUGGGUAAGAUGAAGAGCUUUCUUUCACUUAGGACCCUACAUCUUCAGUCAUUGUCGUACCUAGAGACAUGGUUUGGUCUUGAGAAAGGUGACAUGCCUCGUCUCCAGAAACUGAACAUUUGUAGCUGUGGUAAGCUGAUCUCACUUCCAACUCUCAGAUUCCUUGGCUCUCUUCAGGAAUUGCAUAUUCAAAGCUGCCGAAAGCUUCAAAAGUUGCCAGACAAAAGGUUACCCCGUUCAGUUAGUUCUCUAAUUAUUGUGGAUUGUCCCAUACUAUUAGAAUCGUGCAAGAAGAAGUGGGGCUGGUCAAAGAUUAUUAAAGAGGUGCCUUCUUCAGACAGACUCAGUUGAACUCUGGAAAAGUCGUUGCAGUAGGUCCGAGAGCUAUAAAGAUAAAGAGAGGAGUUUUAUACUUGGUGUAAAGGAACGUGAAACUGAGUUUUCAUGUGAAUCUGGAGGAAGAAUGCAAGUCAAGAUUAGUGAAAAAGAGUGAGUUACAGGAUGCUCAAUCUUGACAUUACAGCAUUAAAAAAAUUGAAAGUUUUUUUUUUUCCUUCCAGAAACCAUUUUUUUUUAAUAGCACCUGCUUUUAUAAGGUCAGAAUGGUUUUUAUCUCGUCUUGCUUCUUUCUUAACUAUUUAUAUGCUGAAAGCCUGAAAGGAUGUUGUCGCCUUUUAAUGGGAGUUGGAGUUGGAUGUUGUUCCUUGGUUUUUUGAGACUGUGGUCCAGGACAUUCAUUUGAUAGCUAGGAUUUUUCAUAGUGUUCUUUUUUGCCAUCAGUAUAGAGAAGCUAACGAUGUGGCGGACUAUCUCUCUAAGAAGGCUGCUAACUGCUAAGGAGAAGUGUUGUGAAGUGGUCUGGGUGUCCAUCUUUUUGAGUUUUUUGUUGUACAGUGAGUCAGUGUUUCUAUGGGGAGGGCUCUCCCCCGUUUUGUGAGGCCCAACUAGUUUUCUGUUAAUAACGUCUCGUUACCAAAAAAAAAAAAAAUUUGAUAUUCACAAACUGAUUUAUGGCCGGUAAAGAGUGGGAUAUUGAAUUUGUGAUACAUGGGUUUUUUCGAGUUAGUACA
Molecule: messenger RNA, 4662 nt
Organism: Papaver somniferum (opium poppy)
Lineage: Eukaryota; Viridiplantae; Streptophyta; Magnoliopsida; Ranunculales; Papaveraceae
Product: putative disease resistance protein At3g14460
Exons: 5
Coding region: 1082-3943 (953 amino acids)
Biological process (GO): defense response to other organism
Molecular function (GO): protein binding; ADP binding
Source: RefSeq, a predicted model, not a curated record